AUUGAUUGUUUGAGUGAAAAUGUUUUUUUUUUGUAAAUCAAGAUGAUAUACUAAAUGAUGAUCUUUGCAGGAAUGAGAGCCAGAAAGAGUCGAAACUUAAGGAAAUAGUUUGCAGCAUCCACCAGAUGAACUACAAACCAUUACAGGAAGUACAGAAACCAGUUGCACCACUUCAGAAUGGAGUACAGACCACCCCUGCGCAAGAAGAGGCAUCUGAAAGCCUCUCAGGCGCGCCCAUUCAGCUUCCCAUGCAAAUUAGCUCUCUUCUGCCUCCCUUUCAGCCAAGUCCUGCGCAAAAGGAAGCUUCUGAAUCUAGUUCUGCGCCAUCUCCUUUGCAGUCAAGUCUUGCACAGAAGGAGACUUCUGAAACCACCUCUGCGCAGACACCUUUGCAACAUCUCUCAGAAUCUGAAGAAUAUAAGAAUGACCACCUUGAACAAAUCUUCCUUGCCCAAUCUGAUGAGCCAUGGUACGCAGACAUGGUAAACUACUUAGCCACAGAUCAUGUGCUAGGUGUCAACAAACUGGAAAUCUGAGCAAAAGAAAUCAAAUGCCACAGAA
Messenger RNA from Manihot esculenta (cassava), 561 nucleotides. RefSeq lists its product as uncharacterized. Bases 126 to 536 code for a protein of 136 amino acids. The transcript has 2 exons. The record is from RefSeq and is a predicted model, not a curated record. Lineage: Eukaryota; Viridiplantae; Streptophyta; Magnoliopsida; Malpighiales; Euphorbiaceae.